This is a messenger RNA of Blepharisma stoltei, 8503 nucleotides long. The record is from the annotation of a GenBank genome assembly. NCBI's taxonomy places the organism in Eukaryota, Ciliophora, Heterotrichea, Heterotrichida, Blepharismidae.
AUGUUCUGAGACUUAAGAAAGCUGAUGAUUUUCCUUACAGGAAUACUCUUGAGUUACUCUCUUGAUCCUGCCAAUGUAGUUCUAGCAAUGAAUGUAGGUGGAGCUGCUUAUACCUCAACUUUUGGCUUUACUUAUACUCCAGAUUCUAAUUAUUACUAUACUGGGGUCAUGGCUACAUAUUUCGACACUUCUUCUCUUCCAAUUGCACGUACAAUUAAUAGCUAUAUUUACAAAUCAGAAAGAGUAGCGGCUGGAAUCUGGGGAUAUGAUAUCCCAGUGAGCAUUGAUGGAACAUAUGUCCUGAUUCUUCAAUUUGCUGAAAUCUAUUAUACAACUAUAAAUUCCAGGGUUUUUACUGUAAAAGUAGGAGAUUACAUUGUAUUAAGCAAUUUAGACUUAUUCGCUCUUGCUGGAUUUAAUUCUGCUUAUGACCUUUUUGUUGAGUUUACACUUUCAAGUGGAAGUGUCUAUAUUUCAGGCAAUUUAAUAAGCAAUGCCUACUCUAGCGGGAAUUUAAUUGUUCGCUUGCAUCCUGUUAUACAAGCUCCCAAAAUUUCUGGUAUAAUUUUAAUGAGGGGAAGCUGUGCUACGAAUGAUUAUUGUAAUAUGUGCUAUCAGCAAAUUUGUGUUACUUGUGAUAGUAUAAAUUUAGCAUGCAUUUCUUGCAUUACAAAUGCGCAGGCUGUCAGCGGAGCAUGCCAAUGUAGUCCAAAUGCUUAUUGGGUAUCUUCCACAAAAACUUGUGAGAAAUGCGAUAAUUUAUGUAGCGACUGUAGUGGAUCUUUAAAUUUUAUAUGCACCACAUGUGUAUCCCCAAAUGUUUUAGUGUCAAAUAUCUGCUUAAGAGAGUGCCCGUAUGGAUUUGGCUCUUGUACUCCUAUUUCAACACCUGUUAUUGAUCAAAAUUUUGCAAAUUAUUUUUACGGAGCUUAUGGCUUGUUUACAACAGGGACAAGCUCAAGCAGAUGUUACUUUUUCACUAGUCCUGAAGCUGUAGAUCCACUCCCUGCUAAAAACAGAGGACUAUACUUUUACGGCGGCUCAUAUCUUCAAUCUUCAUCUGUCUACGUUUCAUUCAAUUUCUCUUUAGGAAUAUGAGUUUGAAUAUUACCAGGCUCAGGAGAUAUAUUGGGAAAUAGUCCAAAUAAUAAAAUAGGGUGCAGGUCCAAUAAUCGUGAAUUUUUUAUAGCAUGCAUUCCACCAAAGUAAAUUUGGUCGAAAAUUGGUUGAAACUUUUUGAUGGUGAGACGUUUGGUCGAAAAAAAAGUUAAAAUUUCGGCCAAAUGUAUAUCGAUGAAAUCUACACUAUCAAAAAUCCACUGUCAUUUAGCAUGGAGCUAAUAAAAUAGCAAUAUCUGCAAACGGUGCUCUAACAAUUAUAUUAGAAAAUAGACUCGAAGCCACUACUCCAAUAACAACUGCUGCAUUAAAUCCAUCGAACUCAGGCUGAGUUUAUAUUUCUUUUGUUGCUUCAUUUUCAUCAUCAACCAUAUCAACAACAAUCGUCCCUUAUUUAAACAACUCUCCACAAACUUCUAUUACAACUACUCAAUACAUAUAUAGAGAUGCAGCAGGUAAUUCAAUAUAUUUGGGACAAAACUCUUUAAGUAAGUUUGUAGGGUACAUUUAUCAAUUCACUUUAUGAAAUGUAGCUGUCUCAAAUUUUAAUACUCAAUACUCAGAUCAAAUAUGCGGCUCAGGGGCAGUUGCUAGCUGCCUUUGGGCUUGCUCUUUAACUCAAUGAAUGAACGGAGCUACAAUCACAAACUGCGACUCAUGCCCUUGUGGAUGUGUCAGAAGCGGAUCUUGCAAUGUAUGUUUUGAUCCUCUUUGCAGUAUAUGCACAGGGUUCUUGACAGGACUUUGCACUCAAUGUGUUUCUAAUGCAUCUGGAAGUCCCUGUGCUUGCAAUCCUGGCUAUAUGCUUUCUACUGACGGUUUUUCUUGUGUGCCAUGCUUUAAUGGGUGCGCUACUUGUGCAGGAGCUCUUUAUUAUCAAUGCAGUUCUUGCUUAUCAAGCUAUUAUUUAUUAAAAACAAUGUGUCUUACUUAUUGCCCCUCAGGAUACACAGCUGAUUCAUCAGGCCAUUCUUGCACUCUAUCUUCAUCUAACCCUUUAAGCAUUUCUCUUCAGAAUUUAAUUCAAUUAGACAUGGUCAAUGGAGUCACUGUAGGCUCUUCAAACACAAAUAAGUACCCUAAUUGGGAAGCAACAGAUCCUAUACCUUCGAUAUAUAGAGGCUACUAUUUUUCAGGCAGUAAUUACAUGAGUCUUGCAUCAUUUACGAUUAGUCCGUAUUUUACAUUGCUAUUUUGAAUAAGAAUGCUAAACAAUGGAUAUUUAUUUAUGAAAUUUGAUGGCACCACUAAAUAUUUUACUAUUAAUUUUAUUUCAGGUAUCCCAAAAAUAAAUAUUUUGCUCUCAGACUCAACACCUCUUAGCAUCACUACCACGCCGAGUAUUACUACGACGUGACAUUAUAUAGCAAUUACUGGAGGUCUUUCUUCUGGGCAAACUGUUUUAACUCGGAUAAUUAAUAUGAUUACAGUAACUCCUGUUACUUCUACAUCUUUUGCUUAUUUUAAAGAUGCUGGUGAUCUUUGUAUUGGCAAAGAUAAUACAGCAACAGGAGGUUUUACUGGAUUUUUAUGGAAUUUUAAAAUUUAUAAUGAUGAUACUUAUGCUCUACAAGAAUAUAUAUCGUCUGGAUGCCCUGGGUGUUCUAUUUGCCCUUCUGAGCUAAUAUGCCCUGAUAAUUGCCCUUUUGGGCAGUUUUAUUCUAGCUCGUGUGUAUCUUGUACUGGCACAUGUCCUUAUGGCUGCAGAUCAGCAUCAACCUGUAGAUUAUGCAAAGACAAAGAAUGUGUUACCUGCACUACUUUUGAUGGCUCUUGCACCUCUUGUAUACCAAAUGCUCAUAUCUCAGGAACGACCUGUGUUUGCAAUGCUAAUACAUUUUGGGAACAGAGCUCAGAUGGAUGCCAAAUCUGUGAUAAUUUGUGUAACGUCUGUCAAACAAAUAAAUAUUUUAUGUGCACAUCUUGUGUUGCAACAUAUUCUAUUAUUUGGAAUGUCUGCUUAAAAGGCUGCCCAUAUGGCUAUGCAAGCCCAUGCAUAGCAAUUUUUACACCUGUUAUAAAUGAAUCAUUUAAUACAGAUUUCCAAGGAGUUUACGGAAUCUUCACUACUGGAAUAAGUGCCACUUCUUUCCAGUUCUUUAAUACACCUGAAGCAGUAGAUCCCAUUCCAGCCAAAAAACGAGGCUUAUAUUUUAAUGGGAGCCAAUAUUUGAUAUCAAAUGUCAAUAUCUAUCUUUCCCAUAGUUUUUCAAUGGGCUUCUGGACUUACGUAAUUAGUUCAGGGGAUAUUUUAACAAAUUCAAGAAUUGCUGUGGAUUCCUCUGGCUCUAUAAAAAUACCACUAGAAAGUCCAUCAGAGAUAACAUCAAUGCAAACAAUUUUAGGUUCGUCAUUUACAACUUGGAAGUAUUUAUCAUUUACAUGCUCAUUUACUAGCUCCACAGCCGCAAUAACAACAGUGACAAUUUAUCUAAAUAAUGUCUCUGGAACAUCAUCUACGUUUAACGCUUUAAUAUAUAGGGAUCUUGCCAAUCAAAAGAUUACACUUGGUGGCAGCUCGACAUCAUAUUUCACAGGAUUUAUGUACAAAUAUCAGCUAUGGAAUGUCGCAAUUGUUGAUUUUACAACGCAACUCAAUGAAAUUUGUGGCUCUGGGUUAUUAGCAACUUGUCUAUGGGCAUGCCCUCUUAAUAAAUAUAAGUUUUCAACAACAUGCCAGAAUUGCGAAUCAACUUGCACUCUUGGAUGCACAAGAAGUGGUUCUUGUAAUAUUUGUGAUGAUCCUCUUUGUAGCAUUUGCACUGGAUUUGAUCCAAAUAAAUGCACUAAUUGUGUUUUGAAUGCUUCUGGGAGUCCAUGCAAAUGUAACAUUGGCUGAUAUGUGUCAUCUGAUGGGUUUUCAUGCGUUCCUUGCUUUACUGGAUGUGCUUCAUGUACUGGACUUCUUUAUUAUCAAUGCAGCUCUUGUUCUUCUGGCUAUUAUUUGCUAAAAGCAUUAUGUCUCACUUAUUGCCCUUCAGGCUAUACAGCUGAUACUUCAACCAAUUCCUGUAUUUUAACUACGUCAAAUCCCUUGGACAUUUCUUUACAAAAUCUAAUUCAGCUAGACACAGUCAAUGGAGUUUCCGUAGGAUUAUCAAAUUCUAAUAAAUAUCCUUCUUGGGAAACAACUGACCCAAUUCCUUCAAUUUAUAGAGGAUACUAUUUUUCAGGUGCCAACUAUAUGAGUCUUACAUCAUUUAUCAUGAGUCCUUAUUUUUCAUUACUAGUUUGGGUAAAGCCACUUGCUGACGGAUAUUUAUUUAUGAAAUUUGAUGGAACAACAAUAUUUUCCUAUUUCAAUUUUUCAUCUGGGAAUCACAAAAUGAAUAUUCUACUUUCAGAUUUAACUACGAUAUAUGCAAGCACCUCUUCAAUUCUUUAUUCAGGGUGGCAUUAUAUAGCAUUUACUGGCGAUCUACCAUCAGGCAAAACUGCAUUAUAUUUGUCAAUAGAUGGAGUUUAUAUAUCCGCAAGCUUGUCUAGCUCAUUUGCAUAUAUGAAAGACAAUGGCUCGCUUUAUAUCGGAAAAGAUAGUACGCUAUCGGGAGGAUUUACUGGUUUCCUAUGAAGUUUCAAAAUUUAUAAUGAUAAUACCUACGCAUUGCAAGAAUGAAUAACAUCAGGAUGUCCUGGAUGUGCUGCUUGCCCUUCUGAGCUUAAAUGUCCUGAUAAUUGUCCUUUUGGACAGUUUUAUUCAAGCUCAUGCGUUUCUUGUGUAGGCUCAUGUCCAUAUGGCUGCAGAUCAGCACUCACUUGCAGACUGUGCAAAGACAAAGAAUGUCUCGCAUGCACAACUUUUGAUGGUCCUUGCACAUCCUGUAUAGCAAAUGCAAGCAUUUCAGGCACCACAUGCAUUUGCAAUAGUAACACAUUUUGGGACCAAAGCUUGGAUGGAUGUGCAAUCUGUGAUAAUUUAUGCAGUCAGUGCCAAACAAAUAAAUAUUUUUUGUGUUUAUCGUGCGGCCCAUCUUAUCAUCUACUUUAUAAUGCUUGCUUAAGAGAUUGUCCUUAUGGAUAUUCAAGCCCGUGCACAGCAGUUUUUACACCUGUGAUUGAUGCAUCAUUUAUUGGAAACUUUCAAGGGACUUAUGGAAUUUUUACAACUGGGACAAGCGCAACUUCUUUUCAAUUUUUUAAUUCGCCUGAGUCUUCAGAUCCUAUUCCAGCGAAGCAAAGAGGUUUAUAUUUCAGCGGAAACCAAUAUUUAAUAUCAAAUGUAAGCAUUUAUCUUUCCUAUAGUUUCUCAAUGGGUUUUUGAAUUAAUGUAAUUGCCUCACUCUCAUCUUUUCAACGGCAAGAUGUUUAUCUGCGGGGCCAAAAUUUUAUUAAUUUAAAAAAAAUUUAUUUUAGCAUGGAGAAAUGGAAGUAUUUAUAUAAUAUCAAAAAAAAUAAUUUUCUUACUUGUAAAUGAAUUAAUUUUUUGUUAAUCUUUAAAUCUUCUCUGAAGAGGGAGUCAGGACAUGUUUUAUCAAAUUCGCAAAUUAUUUUGGAUUCCUCUGGUUCUAUAUUAAUUACAUUAGAAAGUCCAUCAGAAACAACUUCAUCAGAAACUCUGUCAAACACUCCUUUCACAAUGUGAAAAUAUUUAUCAUUUACAUGUUCAUUCAGCAAUUCUUCUGUGUCAACGACUUUGAUAAUUUAUUUAAACAAUGUUUCAAAGGCCUCUGCAACUUUUAAUAAGCUUAUAUAUAGAGACCAAACCAACCAAAAAAUAAAAAUCGGUGGCAGUUUAUCUUCAUAUUUUACAGGAUUCAUUUAUAAAUACCAUUUAUGAAAUGUUGCAGUUUUUGACUUUUCUGCACAAUUAAAUGAAAUUUGUGGGUCUGGGCUAUUAGCAGCAUGCCUAUGGACAUGUGAUAUUAAUAAAUACUGAUAUUCGGCAGCAUGCACAAAUUGUGAUUCAAGUUGCAAUCUUGGAUGCACUAGAAGUAGGUCUUGCAAUAUUUGUGAUGAUCCGCUUUGCAGUGUCUGUACUGGCUUUGAUGCAAAUAAAUGCACUAUGUGUGUUUCGAAUGCAUCUGGAACUCCUUGUGUUUGUAACAGUGGUUAUAUUGUUUCUUCAGAUGGCUUUUCUUGCUUAGCCUGCUUUACGGGAUGCUCUUUAUGCUCAUCUACUGAUUAUUACCAAUGUGCUGCUUGCUAUUCUUCAUACUUUUUGCUAAAUAUCCUAUGUGACUCUCAAUGCCCAAGUGGCUAUAGUCAAAACAUUGCCACAAAUAAAUGCGAUUUAGUGGACAGUUUAGUCAUUGAUUUAGAACUUGAUGAUUAUAUUGUACUUGACACUUUAUAUGGAUUCAAUGUUGGAAACAAUAAUACAAAUAUAUAUCCAGCAUUUGACGUAAAUGAUCCCAUUCCUGCAAUUAAGUUUAAGUUUAACGAAUUACUCUGGCGAAUUGCCUUCAAUCUUCUUUUACUUGAGGGUCCAGCUACAUUAACAGCUCUGAAUAACGGUAGGUGGACCGGCCUAACCGUCAAACCGUUAAAGUUAAUAAGCCCGUUAAGACUUCUUAGUCAGUGCCAGCCUCAGCGCUGACUUCUUCUCUUCAAGCCGAGACUCUCAAGAAGCUUGACUUCUCUCACUAAGCUCGGAUGAUAGGACAGGACCUGCGUAGCAGGAGUUAAUACCUAUCCCUAACCGAAAUUUUUAAUAUUGUAUCCUGCAAUUAACCGUGGAUAUUAUUUCACUGGGCAAAGCUAUAUGAGCAGUUCUUUAGUUUUUAGCCCUUAUUUUUCUAUUAUGCUCUGGGUUAAGGUCAUUGAACAAGGAAUUUUAAUUGAAAAAUACGAUGGAGCUACACAAUAUUUAGUAAUUAAGAUUGAUGAAAACGGCAAUCAGAAUCUUCACUUAUUGCUCAGAGAUGGGUCAUCGCUCAAUGCAAUUGCUACACAAAAUUUACUGUCUGAUUGACAUUAUUUGUCAUUUUCUGGGAAAAUCAAUGGAAAUGGAGCAUAUAGCUCUAAUAUAUAUGCAGAUUCUGCCUUGCUCAUGGCAAGUACUUCAGCUUCUAAAACAUAUUUAAGAGAUAGCAUUUCUGGAGUGCUCAUGAUUGGCUUUGAUAAAUCAUCUGGGAUUGGUUUCAAAGGUUUUCUGUGAAAUCUAAAAAUUUAUAACGAUGAAACUUAUGUAAACAAUGGAUGGACUUCUGCAACUUGUACCACUAAUGUAUGCCCAAACUGUCCAAGUGGGGUUUUUUGUCCAAGUUCUUGCUCAUUGACAAAUUAUCCAGGUAGCUCUUUGUGCAACUCAUGUAAAGCAUCAUGCUUUAAUGGAUGCAGAAGUGAUCUGACAUGCCGUCUGUGCAGAGAAAAAGAGUGCUAUUCAUGCAAAUCUUUUUCCAAAAAAUGCAUAAGCUGUAUUAAAAAUGCAGGAUUUGUAGGAGAUUCAUGCCAAUGCAAUCAGAAUGCUUUAUGAAAUGAGAAUACAGAGACCUGCGAUCUUUGUCCUACAGGGUGAUUAGAAAAUAAGGUAUGCUUAAGCACCUUUAAUGCUACACUUACGGUUAAUCCUAAUAACACCCUCAUAUUAAGCUUUAGCGAUGGCUUAAAACAGAAUUUAACAAACGAGCAAAUAAUGAUACAAAUCCAAAAUCAUACAAUUCCAUCAUGAUCAAUAACCUAUAUCUCAAAUAAAGAAUUUUUAAUAUCAUGCGAUUUUGGUCGAAAAUCUUUACAAAAAGCAGUAGUUUCAUUAUACUUUAAUGAUUCAGAACAUAUUGAAUCAAUUUCAGGUAGUGUGCUUCUUGAAAAAUAUUUAUCUGGUACUCUUUAUGAGUCUGAAUUCGAAUCUGAUGAAAUUGCUGGGAUUAAAAAUCAAGUUUCUGCAGGGAUCAAAAUUUUGGUUGGAUCAGGCGUGAUUUUAUCAAUAUUUAGCCUAAAUCCUUCUAGCUUAUGGACUAUGAUUAACACUAUUCAACUUCUUGCCUAUAUACCAUAUGCAAGCUAUCCUAUUACAGAAAAAAUUUCAGUAUUUUUCAAAUCUAUGAAUAAUUUUAAUAUUGUUCCAAACUUGUUUUUAUUUUUUAUUGAUGAAAAUGAAAGUAAUGCUCCUUAUGAUCGAGCAAGAAACUAUGGGUAUGAUAGCUACUUGAUACUUGCUAAUAUUGGAAAUGAUGCGACAGCGCUAUGCGGCAUUAUAGUUGCCAUUCCUCUAGUAUAUUACUUUUCUAAAUGCUCUCAGAGAUAUAUAGGAAAGAAAUUUCAAAAAAUAUUUAAUGAAUAUAAGUUCAGCACAUUUUUGAGAUUUAUAAUAGUGAGUUAUCUUGAAUUUGGCUUUGCUGCUACAGUCGGGAUUUUGAGCACCGAUAAUUUUAAAAUCUUUGAAAGUACUCUUGAAUCUACAAACUAUUUUUUAUGUUGAAUUUGUAUUGUAACCAUAAUUUAG